Phycomyces blakesleeanus NRRL 1555(-) is the source of this 375-nucleotide messenger RNA. RefSeq lists its product as hypothetical. The coding region runs from base 1 to 375 and encodes 124 amino acids. The record is from RefSeq and is a predicted model, not a curated record. Lineage: Eukaryota; Fungi; Mucoromycota; Mucoromycetes; Mucorales; Phycomycetaceae. The transcript has a single exon.
AUGAACACAUCGCCUGGGUCAUCAUCCACAAGAGCCUCCCCUACACAUCAAAUCAAUUCACAAUCUACCGAAAGAGACACCAAUAUCGAUUCCACAUUGCCUAUCGUGUUCAGAAAAAGUGAUUUUUCCUAUCUGCCUGAAUUCAGCGACAUCAUCAAUCUUAUAUUGAUAGGAUCUCAUCAAGAUGAAAUUGGAAAAGCGGUAGCGCAACUGGAUGACCGUUUUGAGAACGGUCGGCGAGUACUGCAAGACUUACCAGGACUGCAAUACGUUAAAGAAGAACAAGAAGCCAUUUUGAAACGUGAAAUGGCAGUCUUGGACGCGAAGAAAAAGCAGCUGGUAGAGCACUUGGCUUCACCACCCUUUGUUCCUUGA